AUGCAAAAUAUUAAAGAUUCCGACGAUUCUAUCAAAGACAAGGAUUAUGAACCGCGUUUUUCCGAUGAAUCCUCUGUUGACAGUAAUCACAACUUGCAAUCAACGGAGCGUACAGAGAGGGCAAGCAACAACAAUAUUGCUGCAGCUCCAGAAUAUAGGGGACGUCCAAAAAAGGAAGGAAGCUCAAGUACGAGGAACAAAACAGAGCGAUGCGGAAAAAACUUAAAAAUUGUAAUAAACAGUAUUAUUCAUCUAAAGGAAAACUAG
Molecule: messenger RNA, 267 nt
Organism: Acanthoscelides obtectus
Lineage: Eukaryota; Metazoa; Arthropoda; Insecta; Coleoptera; Chrysomelidae
Source: the annotation of a GenBank genome assembly